AUGGCCCGCAAGCGCGCCCGCACCGGCGGCGGCGAGGACGGGGACGUGCCCGUGCCGGUCGCGGAUGGCUUCGAGGCGCCCAUCUUUGGCGCGCGCGUCGUCGGACAGGUCACCACGCUCACGCUUGAGGGCGUGGACGGCCUAUCGCUCGGUGAGGUUGGCGUCGCGAGCGAUCACGCGGGCGCCUGGUACGUCGCGACGAAGGACUCUCUGCUGCACGUCUCGGCGGCCGGGCGCGUGCGCCGCGUGGCAGCCUUGCCGGCAAGUGACGAAUUCUACACCGUUGCUGCCAGCCCCAACGGGAGCGCGGUGUUUGUGGCGGACUUCAGCAACCACGAGAUCCGGCGGGUGGAGGUUGCGACUGGUGCUGUGACGACGCUCGCGGGCAGCGGCGAGGAAGGCGCCGCUGAUGGCGUGGGCGACGCGGCGGAGUUUGACAGCCCCUACGGAGUCGCCCUCAGCUCCGACGCGAGUGCACUGUUUGUGGCGGACUCCAGCAACCACAAGAUCCGGCGGGUGGAGGUGGCGACUGGCGCUGUGACCACGCUCGCGGGCAGCGGCGAAAGUGGCGACGCGGAUGGCGUGGGCGACGCGGCGCAGUUCUGCAGCCCACUUGGCCUCGCCAUCAGCCCCGAUGGUAGUGCGCUGUUUGUGGCGGACUACAGCAACAACAAGAUCCGGCGGGUGGAGGUGGCGACUGGCGCUGUGACCACGCUUGCGGGCAGCGGCGAGGAUGGCGGCGCCGAUGGCGUGGGCGACGCGGCGCAGUUCUGCUACCCACAUGGCAUCUCCAUCAGCCCGGACGGCGGCGCGCUGUUUGUGGCGGACGUCGACAACCACAAGAUCCGGCGGGUGGAGGUGGCGACGGGAGAGGUGACCACGCUCGCGGGCAGCGGCACCAGGGGCAGCACUGAUGGCGUGGGCGACGCGUCGGAGCUCAACGGACCAGUCGAAGUCGCCCUCAGCCCGGACGGCAGCACGCUAUUGGUCGGUUCCAACGGUGGCCUCCGCCAGGUCUGCGUGGCGGCGCCUCCUCCGCCUCCCUCCUUUGCCCCGAUCGUCGUUCCGCCUUCGACCCUUGGAGCUGACUUCGCAAAGACGCGGGGCGACGCCUCCCUCCCGCAGGGCAUGGUCACCUUCCUGGUCGGCGACGACCGGGAGCGCAUCGAGCACGUGAGCAAGAACGUGCUAUGCGCCCGGUCCCCGGUCUUUCGGACCAUGUUUGGCAUCGGCAUGAAGGAGCGCGACGCCGCCGAGGUCACGGUGUCCCACACCGACCUCGCCAGCUUCACCGCCCUCGUGGACUACCUCCUCUCCGACAAGUUCGACCUCGGCGAGGAGGAGGGCAGGGCGCAGCGCGCGCUCGACCUGCGGGAGCUGGCGCAGAUGUACCAGGUGCCGCGCCUCGAGCUGCUCUGCGCGCAGGCGCUGCAGGAGAGCGUCGCGCCGGCGACCGCCGUGCCGCUGCUCGAGGCGGCGCACACGCUGGGCGACGGGCGGCUCCUCGCGCAGUGCCGCCGCUUCGUGGCCGACCACGCCGCCGAGGUGCGGGCGAGCGGCGGCGUGGAGCAGCUGCGCGACUUUGGCGUGGCCAAGGGGCUGCUCGGCGACGCGCUCGACCAGGUGGUGGAGCUCAAGGGCGCGAUGCACGCGCUCCGCGUCGCGGAGAGCUGA
Molecule: messenger RNA, 1674 nt
Organism: Emiliania huxleyi CCMP1516
Lineage: Eukaryota; Haptophyta; Isochrysidales; Noelaerhabdaceae
Exons: 1
Coding region: 1-1674 (557 amino acids)
Molecular function (GO): protein binding
Source: RefSeq, a predicted model, not a curated record